Messenger RNA from Adineta ricciae, 309 nucleotides. The record is from the annotation of a GenBank genome assembly. NCBI's taxonomy places the organism in Eukaryota, Metazoa, Rotifera, Eurotatoria, Adinetida, Adinetidae.
AUGUUGACACUUUCAGCAGCGAUUAGUACUUGCAUGAACAAUGGUGAUUCAGUUCAAGUAAAGAAUUUUAUGAUAAAAAAACAAGCGGGACGUCAAAUGGAAGAUUUUCAAAGUCGUUUUCUUGCUCAGAAUCUUCUCCAAUCUGCAUUGGACGUCAACAAGGUCUUCGCAAUUGUCAACGAAAACGAUCGUGAACGAUUUAUGAAAAACUAUGCCAUACUACUCAAUGGUCCAGCUAAAGUCAGAGACAAUUAUUAUGAUCAAGUGACCAAAUAUGCGCAUAUGUGUACUAAAGAACAUUUCAAUUAA